UGUUUGGUUUUACUAAUAUUUUACUAACAAGUUCAUGUUUACAUCCGAUAAUUUCAGCGCAUCCUCUAACGGUCCCACCUCAAUGACGUCAGUGAUCUCGGUUCGCUUGAGGAACUGAAAGAGUUGGGUGCGAUACAUUUGAAGAAGUGCAAGAACAGCGGCUCAAGGUAGUUAAUGCUUCAGGGAGCUGAUGAAUCUAGGAUGGAUACUUUUGACGAUGCCACUCUAUAGCUGUUGGAGGCUGCCAGUGUUGAUGAGGAGGCUUUGAAAGGCCUUAGCCGGGAUGACCUGAGGGAUCUUUUUCCUGGCCCAGAGAAUUUCCUCAAAAGAAAGAAACUUUGGAAUUUCAUCAGUGAAAAUGUAAACGCAAAUUGGAAUGAGUUAAAAUUAGUAAAGAAUGAAUUGUACCAUAUUUUAAUGGUUCAAAUGCAUUUCGUUUUCAUCCUACACGAUCCUAAUAGUGUGAAAAUACAACGGACCAAGAUGCCAACAGUUGUGCCAUGCCACCAUGCCAGCCUCAAACCUCAACCCCCAUAUCUUCUGAGAAAAAAAAUGAAAAUGCCAGACCCUCCAGAGUAUGUGGUGUACACUGAUUCAGAGUUAGACAUGGUGCGUAGUCAAUACUUUGCACUGCUCUGCAAUGGAAAGAAAAAAAAUUACAAAAUGUCCAAGGAGCUAUGUUGCAGACUUGUAAGGAACACAAUAACCAGUAUGGUUGCUAUCCUGUGUGCUAGUCCCAUGGUGAAAGAAGUCAGAUACCCGUCAAAAUUGGAAAUGAGAGCCAUGUCACAGAAGAUUAUAGACUAUUACCCAAUGUUACGGGAUGAUGAUCCAAACAUGCCAUAUCUGACCAUCUACACCAAAAUGUACAAGCGACUCCAAAAUAUGAGAUCCCCACGGAAGAGGCAAGGCUCUGUACCACAAAGAGGAGUGGCAAAGACGGCUCUCUUCAGUGCAGACAACUAAGACAUAGAGACGGAUUGGACAGACACAAGCAACUCGAGUGAUGAUACCGUACUACUUGAGAGCAAGUGAUGACUUUAGCGAGGACAACUCCAGUGCAGCAUCCCCAGCACAACGACCCCCCUCUGUGCCAAGGAAGCCAAAGACCAAAACCCUGCCAUCCGCAUCAUCCUCAGGCUCCUCACUUGGGACUGUGAUCGCUUCACCAACCAUGCCUGCAAAGGAUGAUGUUGUCGGCCAGGACAGUCUGAAGAUGCAGGCUAGGCACUACAAAACCUUGAGCAACAUGUACAAUAAGCCAAAUGCAAAACCCAAUCAAAGCGAUGUUGCUCAAGUUUUGGACCUUGAGUUUAAGGCCAGACGGGCUUUCAUUGAUGCAGAUGUUACAAGGGAAGAAGACCGACCUGCAAAAAUCUUUGAGGCAUAUCCAUGCUUUAGAGAUGUUCGAAAUGCAAUGGAUGAGCUGCGGCGCAUAGUAGGUGGCACCAACAGCAGCUACAUCGAGGAAGUGAAAGGAAGAUGGGCAGACUUUUGUGCCAAGGUGCAGUUCUAUGGUGUGUGGAAGAAAGCCCUGAAACCCCCUUUUCCAUUGGAUGUCCGUGGAGUGGAGUUCAUGCUCGCCCUCUUCAAUGCACUCCCAUCCCUUUUCCCCUCACCAACUUCACCACCAAAGAAGCUUGGGAAUAGCUGUGAGGCACUUCUUCAUGUCCUGAAGUCAGGCGAAGACCCUACCCUGUACCUGGAGAAGCGUCCUCUCUCCUCCCCAGUUCUGCUUUCUGAUGGAUCAACCAUCAUCGUGGCUGUGGGUAACGUACCUGUGACCACCCUCCCUCAGGAAAAUUUCUCAGACGGGAUGUUGGUGUUAAUGGCAUAUUACUACACUUUGCACUUAAGAUAUCCGAAAUGUGUUGCUACUCUCCUGUCAGUUAUUCAAACAGAGGUAAUUGGUGACACAAUCCACGAUCAAGAUGCCACUAGUUCUUACAAGAAAGCAAUGGCUGAUUGGAAGUCUUUCAUUGAGAAGUAGCUGAGUAUUUUGUCAUGUCAGUUCUUUUUAUUGUUAGCUGUGCCAACAAUAGUUUUGUGUGUGUUGCGCAAGCUUAUACAGUGUCACUGAGGUAUUACUUCAUUGAGGCCUGUAUUUCAAAGGAUAUGUUAAAUAAAAAAAACAUA
Alosa alosa (allis shad) is the source of this 2136-nucleotide messenger RNA. RefSeq lists its product as uncharacterized. Bases 1007 to 1990 code for a protein of 327 amino acids. The transcript is spliced from 9 exons. NCBI's taxonomy places the organism in Eukaryota, Metazoa, Chordata, Actinopteri, Clupeiformes, Clupeidae. The record is from RefSeq and is a predicted model, not a curated record.